AUGACUGAACCCAAAGUCUCCAGGAGGAAGUCACUUGUACUUCAAGUCAAGUCCUUCUUGCGCCAGUUCUCGGAUCACCGCGAGGAGGCUGUUCCGGCAACACCAAAAACCAUGGAGACGCAGGCACACGAUCCCCUCAAGAUUGCUAUUCUCGGCGCGGGUAUUGGCGGGCUGGCUUUGGCCAUUGCCCUGAUCAAGCGCGGUGUGCAGGUGACCGUCUAUGAGUCCGCCGAGGCGUUUUCCACGAUUGGAGCGGGAAUUGGCUUGGGACCAAACUCCUUGACGGCCAUGGAUAUCAUUGACAAGAGGUUCCGAGAAAAGUACAAUGACGCCAAAACGGCCAAUGAGAAGCCGGACUUUGAGCACAGCAUUUUCGACGCGCUCUAUGCCGAGGAAGGCUUUGGCGAGAAGCGAGGGUGGACACGCGGUCUGGUUGGCGCGCCGUACUUUACGAGGAGUAGCGCGCACCGAAAGGACCUGCUCGAGAUCAUGGAGAGCUUUAUUCCAGAGGGCGCCGUCAAGUUCAGCAAAAGAGCGCAGUCCGUGGUGGAGAAUGCCGACGGAGUGAGCAUCACCUUUGCCGAUGGACAGACGGAGAGGGUAGAUGCUCUCAUUGGGUGCGACGGGGUAAAAGGCAUCACACGGAAGCUGGUUCUCGGAGAUAUAGCCCCUGAGCAGGUCCCGCCAACCUACUGCGGCAUGUACAUCUACAGAGGCAUCAUCCCCAUUGACAAGGCAAAGGAGAUCCUCGGGACCCACGCGGGGGACGCCAAAUGGUUCAUGAUCAAGGAGAAGGGAAUGGCCAUCUACCCCAUCUCAAAGGGCAAGGAGGAAAACUUCGUCUUUUUCAUCACAGACCACAAGCCGUGGACGCAGGGAGACUCGCCGGUUCCCUGUACCAAGGAGGAGAUGAUUGAAGAUCUCAAGGAUUUCGACGAGAGGUUAUUGAAGCUGCUCGACUGGGCGAAACCUCUCCGGUGGCCAACGUGGCACCACCCAACCACCUCUACAUACUAUAAAGGCCGCGUGUGCCUUCUCGGCGACGUUGCGCACGCCUCGAGCCCUCACCAAGCAGCUGGCGCCGGGCAAGGGCUGGAAGAUGCCGUUGUUUUGUCGCACCUGUUACCGUUGGUCAAGUCUCCAGAGCAAUUCGAGGCCGCGUUCAAGAUAUACGACUCCAUCCGACGGCCUCGCGCUCAGAAAGUUGUCCAGACAAGUUUCGAUGCCGGUCGCGUCUACAUGUGGCUAGACCCCGAGAUUGGCGACGACAUGACCAAGAUUGUGGCAAAUGCAAACCAAAGGCUCCAUUGGAUUUGGCAGCACGAUUUGCAGGCAGAUUGCAAGAGAGCCGAGGACGAAUUUACAAAGGCGACAGCAUCUGACCCAGUGGCUGGCUCGGAAGAUGCUGCUAUCAAAACUGCACUGACGCCUCAAACUAAAGAAAUGACGGCGGCUGUUGCUUAG
Pestalotiopsis fici W106-1 is the source of this 1464-nucleotide messenger RNA. RefSeq lists its product as uncharacterized. Gene Ontology annotation, molecular function: FAD binding. NCBI's taxonomy places the organism in Eukaryota, Fungi, Ascomycota, Sordariomycetes, Amphisphaeriales, Sporocadaceae. The record is from RefSeq and is a predicted model, not a curated record. The transcript has a single exon. Gene Ontology annotation, biological process: secondary metabolite biosynthetic process. The coding region runs from base 1 to 1464 and encodes 487 amino acids.